UCUGCUGUCCCACUCCUGUCUGUUCUCUCCACUGUAAUAACCGCGAACCUCUCCCUCUCUACGUAAUCCUACAUGAACUUCGACAGGAGAAAGUUUUUUUGGGCGAAAAGUUAGCCCUGUUUGUGUGGAAUGGAUGUAUGUUGAUCGGCCUUUGGAAGAAAAGAAAACUUGAAAUUUUGGCUUGAUAAAUGGAUUAUAACAAAGUUUUGUGGCUCUGUAGAAUUGUAUAGCCCAUUGCAGUGCAGCAAAGUUUGUUCCAACUUUCGUUUUUAACUUGUGUGGCGUUCUGUUUUAUUUUUCUCGGAACAAGAAAGACAUAGGGGGAGAUCCGAAUGUAAUGGUGACAGUUUUUAAGGGAAAGGGAAAACAAGCGGAUUUUAUGCUAAAGAAAAGCUGAAAACUCUCCAGGAGAAAUGAGAGCGUAAUUUUGACCUGUGUGUAUGUUGAGUAAUACUUUAAGGCAUUUGUUAACCUCUUAAGCGUUAAACAUAAGGUUAAGAAAAACAUUGGAAAUUGUACUGGAUUUGUAAAGAGUCAUAGUUUCUGAUCAUUCACCAAAAACUUUGAAAAACAUUAUGGCGAAAAAGUACGACUUCCUUUUCAAAUUAUUACUCAUCGGAGAUAGUGGAGUUGGCAAAACAUGUCUGAUUAUUCGAUUUGCUGAGGACAACUUCAACUCAACCUACAUAUCAACUAUCGGCAUCGACUUUAAAGUAAAGACGAUAGACGUGGAGGGAAAGAAAGUCAAACUGCAAGUCUGGGACACAGCAGGGCAGGAGAGGUUUAAGACCAUCACUACAGCCUACUACAGAGGAGCUAUGGGCAUCAUCCUGGUGUAUGACAUCACAGACGAGAAGUCCUACGAGAACAUUCAGAACUGGAUGAAGAGCAUCAAGGAGAAUGCAUCAGCGGGGGUCAGCCGGAUGUUGCUAGCUAACAAGUGUGACAUUGAGGCCAAGAGGAAGGUAUCCAAGGAAACGGGGGAAAAGCUGGCAAAGGAUCAUGGGAUCAGAUUCUUUGAGACCAGCGCAAAGGCCAGCAUCAAUGUUGAUGAGUCUUUUAUGGCCUUGGCUCGAGAUAUUCUACUGAAGUCCAGCAAGAAGUCAGGCCCCACAGGUCGCGAGGUCAAAAUCACCAACGCUGAGAAGAAAUCCUCCAAAUGUCUCCUACUGUAGAGGCAGAGCUGGCCUGUCCUGGCUGACUCUUCGUUACCUGAGGGAACUAUCACAUAUAGGAACAAUAUUAUUGCAAAGGAAAGGGUUUUAAAGGCGCAAUCCACAAGUUCUCUGUCCCCUGUGGCAACAAGAUCGAUUUCAAACACUAUAUUGACUUGAGAAAAAAUAAAAAUGUAUUAAUUUACUACCCCCUCCCCUUUAAAAAGUGCUAACUACACUUUUUUAAACCAGAAACCGAAUUUAUGGAUUGCACUUUUACUGACCAUGUAACUAUGUUGAGGUGGUCCAAGGUCAUUUUACAGAGGAAUAUUCAAUGGUUUGUUUAAAGAAUAGGAUGAACACCACCUUGAUUUCAUCCAAAACAUGUUUUGUAUCAACUGCCUUCAAAUCUCCUGCAAUGGCUUUGUUGUCAUGGUGACUGACUGAUUGACAGCCAUGGUAUGUUUACACUCCACCAGAGCCAUACAGAGUUCAGCAAAAUAUCUUCAAUGUUGGCUACACAAGUUCCAUGAGACAGCAUUCCAAUAUAUUAAUUCCUUCUAAAAUGCACUGUUGAAUUUGAUUUUUUGGAACCAACAUGGUGCACGCUCAAAUUCUAAAUCCCAAACCGAGUUUGCUGAACUCUGUAAUCCCAUGGCUCUGGACUUCACUCUAUAGAGUAGUGGUACACAUCUCCUUAAUGGAACAAGAGUCUGCUGUGUUUAAUUUUAUCUCUCUAUUUCAGAGGGAUUAUUUUUCCUUGAUUAACCAGGAACAUUAACAAGUGACCUUUCAGUGAAACUGCCAAACAUAUUGCUGCUUCUUGAUUGAACAGUUGAUUGGUAACUACUACUAUAAUGGCGGCCCUAGAGGACCUGAGUUGUGCACCGCUGCCAUAGAAUCACUUUUCAAUGUCAUAGCCAAAGAAUUAGAAUUAUGACAACAUGCAGACAUUCCUUUCCAUUCAUUUUAUUUCUAUGGUCAUAGCAGCGCAUAGCUGUUUAGGCGUAGCACAGGGGGCAUUCUAGAGAGUGACAGGAAUUUAGAUCUACAUGCUGUAUCUAUGGUGAUGGUACAUUAUGCUCUUAAAGGGAUAGUUCAACCUGAAUUCUAAUUUUGUUUGAUUUUUCCACACUACGUAAAGAUGAGUGAUCUGGGUUGUGCCUGUUGUAAACUAUUCUUCUACUACAUAAAGUGUUGUACAUGGAUGGACUGAGGAUGUGGAAGAGAGAGACAGAGAAGUGCAAUAUGUGAGGAGUGGAGUGAUGAGAGAAUGAUGGAUGGAUGAAGCAAGGGAGUAAGAAGAUAAGAUGAGUAAAGCAAGUGUCAUAGAGACAGGGAUGGAAUGAUGCUGAUGAGAGUUAGAAAUAGAGGGAUGAGAUGUUCUCUUUUUUUAGUGAUAAACAUACUGACCUUUUCUGAUCUGAUAGACAAAUGGACCUUUUAUCUGAUGCACCUGUUCAACAGCUUUGGCAAAAAUGAAACACCCUCCCUUCCUCUUUCAGACAUAGACCAGGGCCCUGAUCCAAUGCACCCCUGGAGGUAAUCACUGAUGUACUACUGGAUAUAUUUGCAAAUAUAUCUCUCCCUAUAUCAUAAACUGUACUGUGAUUGGACAAGACUUCCACCUCGAUGCUCUCACCAAUCCAAACGUGUCAGAUCAGUAAUUACUCUGAAGGAAUGAUGUAACUGCCCAUGCCAGACACUACAUAAUCACUACUGUGCCAGUAAGCUUAUCUGUCUAUGGGUUCAUUUCAAUACUCUAAAGUGGCUUCCUCUGGGAAGAAGACGAGGGGAAGAAGCCACUCCAGACUAUUGAGAUGAUGCACCCUGUGUGUUUUUUACUCUGAUAUCUCAUUGUUCCCUCCCUCACCUUUCCUCUUUUCCUUCCACACAUGUUCACCCUAUCAAACCUUCCUUGUCUGAUCAAUUAUCUUAUGACCAAUGUAUAUCAUUUCACAUACACGCUGCUUAGCCUAUUCAAUAAAAUACCCUUCUAUUUU
This is a messenger RNA of Coregonus clupeaformis (lake whitefish), 3157 nucleotides long. Its product is annotated as ras-related protein Rab-13. Gene Ontology annotation, cellular component: endosome; plasma membrane; trans-Golgi network transport vesicle. NCBI's taxonomy places the organism in Eukaryota, Metazoa, Chordata, Actinopteri, Salmoniformes, Salmonidae. Gene Ontology annotation, biological process: cellular response to insulin stimulus; Golgi vesicle fusion to target membrane; regulation of exocytosis. The coding region runs from base 576 to 1175 and encodes 199 amino acids. The record is from RefSeq and is a predicted model, not a curated record. The transcript has 7 exons. Gene Ontology annotation, molecular function: GTPase activity; GTP binding.